Molecule: messenger RNA, 320 nt
Organism: Oppiella nova
Lineage: Eukaryota; Metazoa; Arthropoda; Arachnida; Sarcoptiformes; Oppiidae
Source: the annotation of a GenBank genome assembly
AAGAAAAUAAUCAUCGGUUCCCGGAAUACUGUGACUAACGAGCGGGCGGUGAGUGAACUGAGACGCCGUAACCCCGGGGCGGAUGUGACGGCACUGGCGCUGGACUUGGCGUCGCUCGAGUCGGUCCGCGAGUUCGCCAAACGGGUGGCGGAAAUCGAGCCAAUAGUCGACGUACUCAUCAAUAACGGGGCCGCCAGGCCCUACGCCGACCCCUACACUCAGUUUCGGACUAACUAUUUAGGCCAUUUUCUACUAACACUACACUUAUUGCCGUUAAUGAAAAAAUCAAACGAUUCCCGGAUAAUAAUGGGCACAACAAA